AUGUUUUUUACCUAGCUCUACGGGUCCGGCGACACUACAAAACCCGGGUAUUUUUCAUCUUCUCGCUGCAUUCUGAGCUGGAUCAGCUGUUUUUCAGACUGUUGAAACUGCUGCUGGCUUAACGCGUUCUUGUCUUCAUCAACUAAACGCCUGUUAGUCUGAUCGACAUGGCGAGUCGUAAGCGAGUCAUAGAGCCAGCUCUGAGCACGGAUGAGGUGUUCAAAACCCCGGAGAAGAGGGUGUCGGUGGUCCGAGGCUCGCAGCCGGACUCGGACUUCAUGCGGUGGGGGGUCGGGGAAACCUGUCAGUACCUGCAAAGGGAAGGCCUUGGAGAAUGGAAUGAUACAUUCAGAGCUGAAAAGAUUACAGGUGUGGGGCUGAGGUACCUCAAGGAUGCAGACCUGGAGAAGAUUGGCAUAAAGCGUCUCGGUGACCGUCUGCGGAUCCUGCACAGCCUCAGCAAACUGGGGCAGAUUGAAGCAGAACUCAGCAAGGUUUUUAAUGAUCCCAUCCACGGCCAUGUGGAGCUGCACCCCCUUCUCAUCAAGAUCAUCGACACACCUCAGUUUCAGCGACUUCGAAACAUCAAGCAGCUUGGAGGGACGUAUUACGUUUUUCCUGGAGCAUCCCACAAUCGUUUUGAACACAGCAUUGGGGUUGGGUACUUGGCUGGACAACUUGUUCAAACCCUCAACGAGAAGCAGCCAGAGCUCCUCAUCUCUCGCAGGGACAUUCUCUGUGUGCAGAUCGCUGGACUCUGCCAUGACCUGGGACAUGGACCUUUCUCCCAUUUGUUUGAUGGUAUGUUCAUACCCAAAGCACGUCCAGGAAUUAAUUGGAAGCAUGAAGCUGCCUCUCUAAAAAUGUUUGACUACCUUGUGGAUGACAACAGCCUGAGGCCAGUCAUGGAGCAGCAUGGCCUGGUGCUGCCAGAAGACCUGGACUUUAUCAAGGAGCAGAUUGCAGGACCGCUGGACAAUAGUUCAGGUCGAGAAGAGAAGUGGCCAUACAAAGGCCGUCCUAAAGACAAGUCCUUCCUCUAUGAGAUUGUCGCCAACAAAAAGAACGGCAUCGAUGUCGAUAAGUGGGAUUAUUUUGCCAGGGACUGCUACCACUUGGGCAUCCAGAACAACUUUGACUAUCGCCGCUUCCUAAAAUUUGCAAGGGUCUGUGAAGUGGAUGGGCAGAAGCACAUCUGCACAAGAGACAAGGAGGUGGGCAAUCUGUACGACAUGUUCCACACUAGGAACUGUCUCCACAGGAGAGCCUACCAGCACAAAGUGGGCAACAUCAUUGAGACAAUGAUCACAGAAGCUUUUUUAAAAGCAGAUCGACACAUCAGGAUUCAAGGCUCUCAGGAACAAAUCUUCUCUCUGUCCACAGCUAUUGAUGACAUGGUGGCCUACACCAAGCUGACAGAUAAUGUCUUUGAACAGAUCCUGAACUCUUCCUCUCAGGAGCUUGCAGAAGCAAGGCAGAUACUGCACAACAUCAUCUGCCGGCACCUCUACAAGUGCCUCGGGCAAACCCGGCCAGACAAAGCCUUGACUGUCAGUCAGGAAACCAUUCUCAGCUGGGAGGCAGAUUUGGCUAAAUCCGCCCCUCAGAGUGGCUCCCUGGAUGUUGUUCUGCAGCCAGAGGACUUUGUAGUCAGUGUAAUAGUAAUGGACUAUGGUAUGAAGGAAAAGAACCCCAUCAAUAACGUGCGGUUUUACUGCAAGGAAGAUCCAACAAAAGCCAUAAAGAUCUGCAAAAACCAGGUAUCUAAACUUCUCCCAGAACACUUUGCUGAACAGCUGAUCAGGGUAUACUGCAAGAAAACAGAUGAGAAGACUGUGGAGGCUGCCAAGAAGCACUUUGUUCAAUGGUGCAUGGACAUGAACUUCUCAAAGCCUCAGGAUGGAGAUAUCAUAGCACCUGAGCUCACUCCUCUGAAACUCAGUUGGCGCAACAACAACGGAGGCGAGGACAGUGACGACAGCAGCUCCAAAGAAACAGAGGUUCUUGUGAAUGGGCUCAAGAAAGCUAAAACUCAGCUUAACUUUAAGUAAAAGGGAGAGAGACAGCAGCCCCUUCUUGCACAUGAAUAGUGAACAAAGAUAAAUGUUAAAUGACAACUGUAUUUUUCUACAAGGUGAGUGUGUUGAUGAGCUCAGUAAAUAGGUUUUUACGGAAAAAAGAAACUACCAUAUAAAAAAAAAAAAAAGAUUGUAGUGAAACAUUUCUUGAAAAGGUUUGUUUCAGAAAAAUAAAUCUCAGUUCAACAUUAUACAUAUUUAUUUUAUUGUUAAUCAUUUUAACGAGGUUUUAUUUAUCACCAAUUCAUUAGGAAGUCGAACUGCCUUUUGUAGUUUUUAAAGCAGAAUCCCCUUAAUCAAAUCCAUCCAUCAUAGUCUAAUACAUUUAAACAGAUCAGCACAUUUAAAUGUUUUUACAUUUUAUUAUUAUUUGAGGUCAGGGGGAAACUAUUUUUUUUUUUUUUUUUUUAGUGUUUUGGUUGAAAUUUUGUUACGUUAUUUAUUGUUUAUCCAGAAAAUAACUCUGCUUGCUCAUCAUAUUUGCCUUGCAGGUCUGAUUGAAAGAUUUAAGUGUUCCUUCUACAUAAUUAUGUAGUGGCCUCAUCAGAUCUUUGUUCAAUUGUGUUGUAAAAAGUUUUUGAAUGUAACUCUUGUAAAGGUUUGAAAUAAACCCUUUUGAAGCGAUUCUGUGUUUUAUAUUGAUUAAAACCAGAGGAACCAUGCAGUCGUCUAAAGCUAAAGACAGAAGUUUUUUUUAGAUUUGCCAUUUUUGGUGUAGCUUCUAGGAAGAGAAAAGAGAGAAAACAUACAGUUAAAAGCUGAAAUAACAGCAAAUAAUGCAAAAUUGGAGAGUAGCAUGAGAAUAUAGCGAAGAGGGUGAAAGUGGUCAUUGUCUCCCCAGCAGCCUAAGCCUAUAGCAGCAUAACUACAGAGAAAGCUCAAAAUAAUCUCAGCCAGUCUAACUAUAAGCUUUAUCUUUUUAUAUUUACCUUUUUUAUUGGAAAAUGAGAAACAUUUUAAAGGCCAUCAAGUAAUAUUAAAGCAGCUGAAUCUGAUUUGCACAUAGCAGCAUAAAUACUUUCUAAAUACGAACAGAUUUCAGCUGGUGUCUCUACUUCCCAUGCCUUUUUUGCAACUCAUUUUAGUUAUGUGUUCAAUACUUAUUUCCUGUGUCAUUCCAGUUAUUUACCCAUUCAUUCAUUUGUGGCUAAUUUGCUGUGCUUUAUUUGUAUGUGCAAAUUUAUUGGGUUCUCUUUGACACCUGAUGUGAAUUUAACGUCAAUGGCCCUAUCAGAAAUAUUUAUACUGAGAAAAAUAUUGACUUGUUCAAUACUUAUCUUAUGUACUGUACAUGUUUUCUCGCAUCUAAUCCAGCUAAUCUGUAAUGCAGUUUGGGAAAUGUUAAAAGGCAGUUCACAAUAUACUAGUUCAGACUUGAAAAUCAUUUGAAUUCAACUGGUACCAUAACUGAGAAAUUAUAGGAUAAUUGUUUCGAAGGACCAACUUCUGUUAUGUCUCUAUUUCCAUCUGCCUUAAACCUGACUUUUUUAAUUUUUACAACAAACUUUUCUCAUAUCUGCUUUUUGUAUUGCAUAACAGAGAAUCUAUAAGUACAAGGUAGACAAACUUAUAAAUUCAAGCCUCUUUUCCUAUUAGAGUCCACUGCACAAGCUAUCUAUUGGAACAAUUUAGUGACUUUAUUGAUAUGAAGCUGUUUUGAUAUUGAUAUGUUCUGUUUACAGAAGAUAUAUAUUCUUUGUUUCCCUGACAAAAACAUUUUACAAAAUGUCAUGCUGUUUGCCAAGAAAGUGUCUUUCCCUUUAAAUUUUACAUUAUAAGCUACAUGUACAUUCAACAAACUUUUGAUUUUACUCCUCCAUCCUGACAGUCAUUGAAGACAGUUUUGUUAAGAAUCAUGAAUGUGUUCUUAUAAUGACAUAAAGUUAAAUACAUAGUGUCCUAUGUGAACAUUAACCUGCUGAGGGACAAGUAGUUGGAAACGAGCCUUGGGCUAUAAUCUGACAUAUUUUCAAAUGCUGUAUUUGUUUAUUAAUAUGCACUGUCCCUGUUUUAAAUCAAUAAAUCCGAAUAUAACUGAA
Messenger RNA from Girardinichthys multiradiatus, 4117 nucleotides. It is a transcript of the gene samhd1a, whose product is annotated as SAM domain and HD domain 1. The record is from RefSeq and is a predicted model, not a curated record. Gene Ontology annotation, cellular component: nucleus. Bases 168 to 2051 code for a protein of 627 amino acids. Gene Ontology annotation, biological process: regulation of innate immune response; defense response to virus; dGTP catabolic process. Gene Ontology annotation, molecular function: protein binding; dGTPase activity. The transcript is spliced from 16 exons. Lineage: Eukaryota; Metazoa; Chordata; Actinopteri; Cyprinodontiformes; Goodeidae.